AAGAAGCAGAAGCAACAGGCAACUGAAGUACACAGGACACACGACUCUCACAGCUUUCAGUCUAGUCAGCAUGGCAUCUUCAAUGAUGGAUGGAGUUGGGAAAGCUGUGGUGGGAGUCUGGCGGGCACACACAGUCCUGGAUGAGUCUGACGGGGCAGAGAGCUCCCCUGAAGCCCCAGACCGUUUCCGCAAGCUCCGCUCCUCGUCUUCACUUAACUCUCUGCGAAUGUCUUUGCGCAAGCGGCUCCCUCUACGUUCUGUCCAGACAAACUCCCUCCCUGAAAAUCCGACUUGGGAAACCCUGAAGGAGCAACCAAAACCCAGCACAGUCCGCAAACUUACUCGCAGUGCUCGGAACUCCAUCAGUGGAGUGUGCCAGAGGCUGCAGAGGACCAGGGAGUUUUCACGUGAGGAGUGUUUGGUAGCCACCCCAGGACGGACAUGUGAUGGGGAAGACGCUGGUGCAUCAACUUCUCAUACCCCAAGACGUACACCUGGUCGAGCUGCAACACCGAGACGCACCCCCAGAUCAGCAGCCAAACCCGGGCAUACUCCAGGCUCUAGAGGAAGAAGGACUCCUGAGGCUGGUGUACGGGGGGUGAAAACAGGAGGAGGCAGGAGACAGCUGGUCCGCAUGGCUGCAUUACGAAGUCCCUUUGCCUCACCCAACACACAGAAUCAGAGGAUAAAGUUUGACCGAGAUUUGGAGUCUGUGUCCAGUGGACUGAAGAGACUCAAAUAUCUGUCCAAGGCCUUUGAUGACAUAAUUGGCAGAGACGACAGACCCAGUACAGGGGGUCGUUCUGGAGGAGCAAUGAUGAGAAAGUUGGAUCCCAGCGGUAAACUGAGUCGCUCAAACCUCACACGUCGAGCCACAAACUUCUCGAACACAAUUGGAGGUUGGGCCCACGCAGCUGUGAACACUAUUAGCAAACCCAACUGAACUACAUGCAUGUGUGUAUGUAAAACACAGGACCUUAGCUAUGUUUCACAUUUAUCAUUAUUGAGGUAUUUACAUGUAGUAUUGUCAUGAUAUUGGGAAACUGUUACGUGGCAGCUUGUUUUUUCUACCUAUGCUGUGUGUAAUUAGCAGCAGUAUGUAUAUCAUGUUUACUUGUCUCAGGUUAGCUAGUUGUGGGUAAAAUAUCCUCAUUGUAGCUAUCAAAGGGAUUUCUGUAUUGCGUAUGUACCUGUCAUAGCUGCUACAACCAAAUGUAUUAGUUACAUUUUCAAAAUACUAAUAUUGUCGUUUGUAUUCAUUCUCUCUGCGUAGAAACUUUCUGCUAGUGUCUGAACUCUACUUUAAAAGAAAUGCUGCAUGAGACCAAAAUUGUAUCUGCAGAACUAACACUAAAUUUACUGACAGGGGGAGAUGCAUUUUCCUCUACUUUAUUUGUAUGCAAUGAUGUCACUAACAUUUGUUAUGCCUUUUUUAAAUGUCAUUUGAUUAUGCCAUAUUGUAAAGUGUAUUUUCUAUGAAAGGGGAUUUUUUUUUUUAAAUAUAGUAUUUGAAUGGGAUUUGAUAGGUCAGCACUUUUGAUGGCCUGUGGAUGUUUCAUGCACCAAUACUGUAUACAUAAAUCAUCUGAUAAUGUGAUGGGAAAGAUGUAAUGGCUCAUUACCUGAUGAUGCUAUAAAGCCAUAUCCACCAGGUUAUUCGUGUAGUGAAUGUCAAGCAAACAGCCUCAAAUGAAGCAAAAUGUCUCUCUUCUGCCAAAGCGAGAUAUUGUGUCCAAAUGUGAAAAAAAAAAC
Molecule: messenger RNA, 1752 nt
Organism: Seriola dumerili (greater amberjack)
Lineage: Eukaryota; Metazoa; Chordata; Actinopteri; Carangiformes; Carangidae
Exons: 5
Coding region: 71-943 (290 amino acids)
Source: RefSeq, a predicted model, not a curated record